CCUUCUAGCAGUGGCCGAGCUGCAGAGCUCCUCGCCAAAGAACGUGGAACAGUGCCAGGGUUUGUUGGCUUUGGAACAUCUCAGAGUGAUCUAGGUUAUGUUCCUGCAGUUCAAGGAGCAGAGGAAAUAGACAGCCUUGUGGAUGCUGAUUUUCGCAUGGUGUUGCGAAAACUUUCUAAAAGGGAUAUCACAACAAAAUUAAAAGCUAUGCAAGAGUUUGGAACAAUGUGCAAGGAAAGAGAAGCGGAAGUUGUUAAAGGUGUUCUUCCUUACUGGCCAAGAAUUUACUGUAAAAUCUCACUAGAUCAUGAUCGCCGUGUUCGAGAAGCAACUCAGCAAUCUUUUGAGCAACUGAUUCUUAAAGUAAAGAAACACUUAGCUCCUUACUUAAAAAGUAUCAUGGGAUACUGGCUGAUUGCUCAGUGUGACACUUACUCCCCUGCUGCUUCUGCUGCAAAAGUAGCUUUUGAGAAAGCUUUUCCUUCAAGCAAACAACCUGAAGCCUUGGCAUUCUGUAAAGAUGAAAUUCUUAAUGUACUUCAAGAUCACCUUCUGAAAGAAACAUCUGAUACACUCAGUGACCCCCAAACUGUACCAGAGGAAGAAAGGGAAGCCAAAUUUUUCCGGAUUCUGACCUGUUCCUUGUUAGCUUUAAAAAAGUUGCUUAGCAUGUUACCAAAGAAAGAGAUUCAUUCAUUGGAGGAAAAGUUAAUGUCACUUCUGUCCCAAAACAAAUUUUGGAAAUACAGCAAACACAGCAUACCACAGGUUCGCUCAGCUUUCUUUGAGCUGGCUUCUGCUUUUUGCCAGUACUUGACUGAGCUGGUAAAAGCUGAAGCACCAAGAGUUUGUCCUGCUGUUCUUCUCAGCAUUGAUGACAGUGAUGCAGUGGUGUGUCCUGCUCUUUGGGAAGCUGUACUUCAUACUGUUGCCACUAUUGAG
Molecule: messenger RNA, 942 nt
Organism: Antrostomus carolinensis (chuck-will's-widow)
Lineage: Eukaryota; Metazoa; Chordata; Aves; Caprimulgiformes; Caprimulgidae
Product: E3 ubiquitin-protein ligase listerin-like
Exons: 6
Biological process (GO): ribosome-associated ubiquitin-dependent protein catabolic process; rescue of stalled cytosolic ribosome
Cellular component (GO): cytosol; RQC complex
Molecular function (GO): ubiquitin protein ligase activity; ribosomal large subunit binding
Source: RefSeq, a predicted model, not a curated record